UGAAAAGAAUGCUGCUUUGAGAAGCUGCUCUGCAAGCUGCAGACUUUCGCAAACUCAUGUUUACAGAAGACAUGGAUAAGACCUCUCUCCCUGCAUAGAGGCCUCUUCAGAAAGGUAAACAAACACUGAAGCAGCAAGUGUGGAGGGCUCCACUGCGGUCCCAUCAAUGAGAUAAAGAGGUCAGGGACUUCAACUCUUAAAAGGUAGAUUUUUUUUCUUUCCUCCUUCCUGUUGUGUUGUUCACCACAGGAGACCUGGCUCUCAAAACUCUCCUUUUUGCACAUGUCUCAGAGUCAUCCAUACCACAAUGGGAGAUUACGAAGAGGAAACAGCCUUCCUGGGCCAAAAUGGCCCUUUCUUCAUCAUAGUUUUUCUGCUUCUGAACGCCAUCUACAUUUCCACUGGUUUCCAUAGCUUCUACAUUGUGUUUGCUGGGGCCUCCCCUUCGCAUAGCUGUCAGGUCCUGGAUGGGAAUCUGAGUGAAGAAUGGAUUAAAGCUAGCAUACCUGUUGAGGAGAUGAAUGGAAAACUGGAACAGAGCAAGUGCUGGAGAUAUCAUUUAGACACAAUUAAACAUUUUGCCACUGAAGGUUACAACUAUGGUGAUAUAAACCUCACAGAGGUCUCAAAGGAGAGGUGUGCAGAUGGAUGGAACUACAGUACAGACAUCUACCACUCUACUAUUGUAUCUGAGUGGGACUUGGUUUGUGAAAGAGAAUGGCAAGUUCCAUUUGCCUCCUCAACUUUAUAUAUGGGCUACUUAGUGGGCUCUCUUGUUUCAGGCCAGCUCUCUGACAGGUUUGGGAGAAAGAAGGUUCUUUUCCUAUCUCUUGCUUCAGAGUCUCUUGUCAUCUUCGCUCAGUCAUUUUCUCAGUCAUGGCUGGUCUUCUGUACCCUAUAUUUCUUUGUGGGUGCCUUCCAGAUAUCUCUGUACAUCACAGCAUUUGUUCUUGGUACUGAGGUACUGAGUAAGUCCUUACGAGUUCUUUUUACUACCUUGGGUGCGUUUCUACACUACUGUAUUGGAUACAUGCUGCUCCCAUGGAUUGCCUUUGCAAUCAGAGACUGGCGAACUCUGCUCAGAGUGCUAUCAGGGCUAACACUGGCAUACAUCCCAUUAUGGUGGUUCAUUCCAGAGUCUCCUCGUUGGCUGAUCUCUCAGGGGAGAAUAGCAGAGGCUGAAGCCAUAUUGAAAGAUGCAGCUAAGAAAAACAAAGUCACUGCCCCUGAGAUCAUCUUCAAGGCAUCUGAGGUCAAAGCGGCACCAUCACACAUGAAAAAGUACAGUAUGAUUGAUAUUGUGAAGACCAGCAAUAUAUGCUGUACUACGUUCAUGUGUUUGUUACUAUGGAUGGCAAUAAACAUUGGAUAUUUUGGACUCUCCUUGAAUACAUCAAACCUUCUUGGUAAUCCAUUCCUGAACUGCUUUUUAUCAGCAGUUACUGAGGUACCUGCUUAUAUCAUUGCAACCUUGCUACUGAAGAACUGUCCCCGGAGACCUCUUCUCUCAGCAUUCCUCAGUAUAGGUGGAGGAUUCCUUCUCUUGAUCCAGCUAAUCCCUGACAGUCUUCAUACACUGGCACUGUCAUUAGAGAUGGCUGGAAAAUUUGGCUUCACCAUGUCCUUCACUGUGGUGUACAUCUACACGGCAGAGAUCUACCCCACUGUGCUUAGGAACCUGGGAAUUGGAAUGUGUUCUUCUGCUGCACGUAUUGGCAGCAUCACUGCACCUUAUGUCAUAUUCUUAGGUACGUUCAGUAAGUAUCUCCCAUACAUUCUGAUGGGAAGUCUCACCAUUGGCUCAUCCUUAGCAAACAUAUUUCUGCCUGAGACUUUUGGAAAAGUUCUGCCUGAAACUGUAGAACAGAUGCAGAAAUGCAAAGGCUGCUAUAGGGUAGAUGUUCCCAUGGCAGAAGAAGGCAAGAAAGAGGUCAUCCUAAAAGAAGACUCUGAAGCCACCACAGUGAAGAAAAGAUACAGUACUCAGGAGUAAAGACAAAUGUCUGAACAUUAGUAAAACCAAAUCUCCUUUUCCCACUGGAAAUGUGUUUUGCUUUGUGAAAAUUGGAAGGACAGACAAAAUUACAACCUAAUGUAUAGACAACCUAAUGUAUAUUAUUAUUGGAUGUUAUCUGUAAGCUUAUGUUUAAUAAUCGUGAAUGUCACAGGAUGUCUUGCUUAAGAUUUUAGGCUGUUAUAUAACAUUGGUGUUCUAUAUGUAAAAGAACUGCCAUCACAUGUGUUGUUUUGUAGCAUUUCUAUGCUCAUGUUAUUCUGCUAACUUUUAUACAGCAAAACUCAACCUACAAAACACAUGCUUUUCUUAUUUAUGGAUUUGUACAGAAUUAAUAUACACUAAUAUCUUAAUAAUGAUGUUAAUCACACCGAAUAAGUAAUCAUUUAUCAAAAAUGAAUGCUAAAUUUCACUUAACUAUGUAUUAUUUAAGCAGACAUUAAAACAGAGUGUCAUGUUUUGUGCGCAAA
Electrophorus electricus (electric eel) is the source of this 2484-nucleotide messenger RNA. It is a transcript of the gene slc22a5, whose product is annotated as solute carrier family 22 member 5. Gene Ontology annotation, molecular function: transmembrane transporter activity. Gene Ontology annotation, cellular component: membrane. Lineage: Eukaryota; Metazoa; Chordata; Actinopteri; Gymnotiformes; Gymnotidae. The record is from RefSeq and is a predicted model, not a curated record. Gene Ontology annotation, biological process: transmembrane transport.